UAAGCACUGAAAGGCAAGCUAGCAUCAUUUCUCUCUUAAGAGGAUGGCACUUCUCAAGAUGUCCAGGGUUUACCUGUUUUGGUUGUAUCUAAUGUCCUCUCAAGAUCUGAGUGGAUGCUGCUUUGACGCAGUCUGGCAGCUGCCAAGGCUGAGCAUAAGGCAUCUGCAGGCUAUGAGUGACAAGCAAAGCCUCACAGUGAGCUGGCAGUUGAACCACAGCAGCUUAGUGGAGGAUGUUUAUGAGAUCCAGAUUGGCCGCACUGAAAACAACACCAUCACUUACAAUAGAAUUUUUAGCGUACCUAUCAUGGAUUCACAUAACCACACAUGGACCUCUGACCUGCCUCUGGAGUGUGUUGAUCACUCUGUCAGGAUACGACUUUUCUACAAUCAGUCUGUCUGGACUCCAUGGAGUGAUUGGAAAACAAAUAAAGGAUACCAGGGGGAAAAUGGGACCAAGAUUUUUCCCUCUGGGCAGGUGCUGAGAGAAGGCACCAGUGCCAUGUUCUGCUGUGUUCCCCCAAGAGGAGUCAAUAUUACCAGUAUUACCAUCAAUAAUAUCAAACACCCUCUUAUCAGCAUUAGUGACAGGGUCAAGGCUAUCCUUGUAGAAAACCUGACCAAACCAGAGACAAUCAUUGACGCUCUAUUAAUCAACUGUAGUGACAACACAGGAACCUUGAGCCGCACAUGGAACUACCUGAGCUCUCCUCCCCAGAAGCCCAGAAACUUCAGCUGUGUGACUGCAGACAUGAAAACUAUCACUUGCAGCUGGCGUUCAGACAGAAAGCCAGAGCGGGAUAAACACAACAAGAAAACAUACACGCUGCAGAUACAGAAUUCAGACCAGGCUCCCAUCCUCUGUGAACAGUUGUCUUGUACUUUUUCAGCAAUCCCCCAGCUGGAAGAAUACAACAUCAGAGUGGUGGUUAAAGACACGCUGGGAGAAGAGACAGAGAGCUACAGUUUUAACAUCUCUGACAGAGUGUCUCCAUCUGUGGAGUGGUAUACAAUAAGCCCUCAGGCGACAGACUCCACUGUGUCCUGGUUCACACAUGGGAACUUGACUCAAAUGAGCCUCCUCUGUCAGGUCACCACAGUCCCAGAAAGCACAAAAGAGUCUGUUUGUUUGUGGCAGAUUAAAUGCAGCAGUGUUAGUGGGUUCUGCAAAGCCAAACUGGAACAUCUGCUACCCAACACCCGGUACACUGCAAGGGUGCGCUGUUCUGCUGAUGGCAAACUUUGGGGACAAUGGACUAAACCUGAAGCCUUCAAAACUGAUCCUUUGGUGACCUUGGAUGUGUGGAGGAGAAUUAAACAGCUGCCUGAAGCAAACAGUCGUCAAGUUACUCUAGUGUGGAUUCCACUUGUUCCUGGCUCAGCAGCAAGUGUAAACAUUAAAGGCUACAAAGUUCAGUGGUCACUGGGAGGCAAAAACCAACAAAAGGACAGUAGACAGACCCAGGCAACGCUGCCUGUCGGUCCAGGACAGUGUGACUUCUCUGUCCUGGCUGAGGUUGACGGGGGCUUCUCUAUCCCUGCUCACAUCACUGUCCCACAGAGAGAUGACCAAGAAAAGAAAACAUCCGAAACGCGGUUGAGCAGCAGCUCAGCAGCUGGUUUCAAUGUGUCCUGGGAACAUGAUGAAAAUGCCACCUGUGGAUACACGGUGGACUGGUGCAUUUUGGGAAAUGUAGAACCUUGUAUUCUGCAGUGGGUGAAAGUACCACAGAACAAAAACUCAGUAUUCCUACCUGGGAAGGAUUUCAAACCAGGCUGCAGGUAUGCAUUUAAUAUCUUUGGAUGCAGGGAAAAUGGACACCAACUACUAGAGAUACAGACUGGAUACCUACAAGAGCUCCAAUCGGUGCUGCCCCCAAGUCUAGUUGAACUUGUUCAGAGAACUUCCUCAUCUGUGACGCUGGAGUGGCGCUUCAAUGAGAAUGAUGCAUCUCAUCCAGCAUUCAUCACCGGUUACUUUAUCUCUGUGCAGGAGGUGCAGGAAGUAGGAACUGAUAAGCUGUCAGGUCAUGCUUCAGAUCUGUUCAAUGUGUCUGUGGAAGACCCUCACAGGAAGUCUGUGACCAUAGAUGGUCUUCAGCAGAACCAAGAGUAUGCUUUCUCUGUGAGUGCUCUCACUAAGGAUGGACCUGGGCAAGCAACCACCAUCACUGUCAGGACCAAAACUAACUACUCUGCUUACAUGGUUGAGAUUCUGACUCCCACCUUGCUACUGCUGGGCUGCACCUUACUCCUGUGGUCUCAGAGAAAAAUGCUGCAGAAAGGGCUGAAGGGGAUCCUCUUUUAUCCCACUGGGAUGGACAUUAAAGCUCCUGAGUUAGACAGCUUCCUGCAGGAGACUGGUGAGCGUCUGCAGUCCCAGAAGCCAGAGGAGUGCAGAUGCUGUGACAUUGAGAUCCUGAGCAGACCUUUUCUGAACGAAACAUUAACACAGAGGGAUCCUGAACCUCCCCCUGAUUCUCAGUCUUAUCCUCUAACCCAGCCACACUCCUGUGUGCCACUCCGAGCAGAAUACUGUCCACAGCUGUGGAACAGAGCAGCACCUCAGUACAACACAUCUAUCUCUAACGAGUCUUAUUUUCACACCCCUGAAGAGGGACUCUCUGGAACAGAAAGCAUGAUCUCUGAUAACCAAUCAAGCUUUAAAUUAUCAGAGGGUCCAAACGAAUCAUGUCAUGACAUAUAUGGAUAUAUCUCCAAUGAGACUUGAUUAAAGAAAAGCAUAAUCAUCAUAAAUUUAAUGUCUCAAUUUAGUGUGCAUAUACUGUAAAUACAUAACUUUGUUGUUAAAGGUGCAUUAUGUUGAAUUUUCCCACUGAAAUGUUUACAAAAAUGUCUACUAUCAUGUUAUAUAUAUCUUUCAGUUGAGUACUUACAUUACCUCGAACAUUUCCAACAGUUUUCAAAGCCAUAGAAAGUCUUAAUAUUAUAGUUGCAACAAUCUGUGCCCGCCACUACAGUGUCGACAUGUUAAUUGUUGCUGUGAAAACGUUGGAUGUUCCGGCAAAUAUGGCUGGCUAGAUAGGGCGAGUGAACUGCUACUAGAGGCUGCUGUUCUGUUGCUUUAUCUCAUUCAUGUUUUGUGCUGUUUAAUUGUGAUGAACAAUAGUUAUUCUCUGCCAUGGGCUUCACAUCCAAGUGUCCCCCAUAACUUUUGCCCCCAUCCCCUUACUUCAGUGCAGUCCUUCAGUUCAGUGCACUCCACAAAGUGUGUUCACUCAUCAGUGAAACCGUGGUUUUAUUUCAUUGAUAGAGCUUAAAAAAUGAGGGAGAAAAGCUGUUAAAAGUGGCGGAGCUGAGCAGAAUAUCUAUACUUGUCAUGUCUUGCUUUUGUUUUGACUGACAGCUGACAGCCCCCUAGUCACAGAAUGUACAUAAACUUUUUUUAAAUCAUAAUGUGAAUCUUAAGCUUUUCAAAUUUAUUUAGCAAUAAUAAAUACUAUUUUGACUGAUUUAAGUGAACAUGUUAAUGCUUUAUCAUACAGAAAUUUUUUUUAACUGCAAGGUUUUCCUUUAUUUCACUGCAGCAGUGCUGUUAAAAUAUUACCUGGAAGUGAACUUGUACAGAUCAGCAGUUUACUCACUUUAAACUGUGAAGCUACUGAAGAUUCAUGUACAGGAUGCAGCUGUGUAUGCCCUGAUAAUAAAGCUGUUUUUGAAAUUAGAGUUUAAUAUUACAAUUGGUGUUAUAUAACAUAUUUGUUGAAAAACAAGCCUGAUUAAAUUAAUGGAGAAGGCAUGUCAGUAUGAGUUAUGUAAUAAUAAAUGCAUGUAAUAACUAAAGGAUGAUGUGGCUGGCACUUCUUGUUAAACCUUAAUUUAGUUCCCUAUUGUUCCUCUGUCAGUGACUAAACACACAAGAAUUUAACACUUUUACUCCCUCUACCUGCUCAAACAGGAAAUUUCUGCUGACAGUUUGUCUUUAUUGUUUCAAUUUUAGCCCAGUGUAGCCUUCACAGACAGAAAUCAACUAAAUACUUAAUAAAGUGAAUUAAUUUAAUCUCUAGCCUUGUACAUCUCAAGAUGCCAAAUUUAAAGGCAAGAUUCUAGUCUAAGUAGUUUUCAAGCUUUUCUGUGGAUGAAGGAGUAUGAAAGUUGUUACAGGUCGGCGAGUCAUUAACAGAGAGAACUGGUUUAUAGCAGAAAAUUCCUAAUAAGAAUUUUAUUCCAAAAAUAACACACCAUAUGAGCGAGAACUUUGGGUUUCUCUAGAUAUAAAAAAAGUGAUAAUAAUGCUGAUUUUUCCAAUGUUUACACUGUUUUGUUUUCUUCAAUUCAAUUCAAUUCAAUUCACGUGAUCAAAGUCAUGAUUUCAAUCUUAUAAGGAAAAUCUAUUUAGACAUGGUGGUAAGGAAAAAGGGUGCUAUGUUAAUCAAAGAGUGGAAGAUCCUUAACAAACAAACAAACAAAACAAAAACCACACACUAGUCUCCCAUGUUACUGUCCAUUCCAUGGAUAAAUCAAACAUGACAUUUAUGACAUUUAAUUAUUUGCAUUUCUGUCAUCAAAAGAUGGAAAUGCACCAAAAUAACCCAUCAGUAAUAGCCUACUUUUUCGGCACCCUUCUGUCAGGGUACCAAGCGUACCCUUGCAACCUUUAAUGUUGGAGCAAGACAUACUGCUGACUUACACCCCCACCCAGGCCUGCCCACACAUUGGCUGGGCCCUGAGAAAAACCCUAAAUGAGCCCUCGCCAGUUGUGAUUUAUUGAUAAUAUACACUGGUGUGUGUUGGGUCAGUAGUAUUGGUGCUAGCUUCCUGGCAAACAGUUCUUCAUUUUGGAGCUGAAAGUGUGUUACACUUUAAUUGGGCACUGAUGUUCAAAUUAGUUAUUUAUGCCACUUUUUGAUCCAUUUCCAUCACUAUUUCAACUCAUUUUUUUCCCCCACUUUAACCAUUUUUGGCCUCUUAUGAUUUG
Cheilinus undulatus (humphead wrasse) is the source of this 4939-nucleotide messenger RNA. Its product is annotated as hexokinase-4-like. Gene Ontology annotation, biological process: glycolytic process; cytokine-mediated signaling pathway; intracellular glucose homeostasis. The coding region runs from base 44 to 2731 and encodes 895 amino acids. Gene Ontology annotation, cellular component: cytosol; mitochondrion; external side of plasma membrane. The record is from RefSeq and is a predicted model, not a curated record. The transcript has 17 exons. Gene Ontology annotation, molecular function: fructokinase activity; glucokinase activity; mannokinase activity. Lineage: Eukaryota; Metazoa; Chordata; Actinopteri; Labriformes; Labridae.